This is a messenger RNA of Chlorella variabilis, 2304 nucleotides long. RefSeq lists its product as hypothetical. Gene Ontology annotation, molecular function: glycosyltransferase activity. The record is from RefSeq and is a predicted model, not a curated record. The coding region runs from base 1 to 2304 and encodes 767 amino acids. The transcript has 15 exons. Lineage: Eukaryota; Viridiplantae; Chlorophyta; Trebouxiophyceae; Chlorellales; Chlorellaceae.
AUGGCGUUCCAGCCCCGCUCGAGAAGGCGCACUGGCGUGCAGCUGGCGCUGGCCCUGCUGAUAAUCCUGGUUCUGGGAGUGCUCAGCUUGUACAUGGACACCAGCGGCAUCCAGAAACGCACCGCGGCUCUGCACGAGGAAGUCUUUCUGGCAAGUGGCGAGCCGGAUGAGGACUUGGGUACGGUUGACCAUGAGCCAGCCGAGCUGGCCGAAGUCGCAGAGGAACCGCGGCGCUGGGGGGCGGCCAACCCUGGCCAGCACAAGGGAGCGGUGCCAGAGGCGAUCAAGCAGCGGUGCGCAUUGACGCUGGGCACCUGGUGUGUGGACUACCUCACUCAGAAGGGCGUGCCCGCGGUGACGGCGCCGCGUGGCAGCAAGACCUGCAGCAUGAACUGUAACAAGGCGAGCUGGCGUGGGUUCAACUGCAUCCACCCCAUGAAGCGGUACUGCACCCACAAGUACCGGGAGUGGGGUUUUGAGGUGGAAAGGACGCCUCCGCCUUGGGAGUAUUUUGACUCCAUGCACCCCCGCACGCACUGCGUAGGGUUUUGCGAAGAGACCAUUGGUGCCUGCUACUGCCCAUCCAACACCACCUACGGUCGCAUCCCUGCCCGGGAGGAUGCGCCCAUGGAUGCCCCGCCGCAGCAGCACGGCCGGCCCAUGAACUGGUGGUGCCAGCCCAACAACUCGUAUGGCGGCACUCGGGCGUUUGAGGACAUUUUCGGGCCCCAGGGCUGGUGCAUGGCUGCAGAGCCGGUUAUUGAGUGCGAGUGCAAUGUGCCCGGCUGGGGAGGCAGGUUCUGCGACGAGCCAAUGGAGCAGUUUUGCUUCAACUCCUGCAACGGGCGCGGGGAGUGCAUCCAAGGGUAUUGCAAGUGCCAGAAAGGGUUGGAGCAGGAGCGGCCGUGGCUUGCGGAGAACAUUCACACGCCCGCCGCCCAGGACUUUGCUCACAACGCCACUCGCAAGCGGCCGCUCAUUUUCAUCUACGAGCUGGAGAGCGAUUAUGGCAGCCUCAUGAUGCAGUACCGCCACGUAGGCGGCCCCACAGAGGACUGUGUGCCCCGCCGCUACACGCUGCCCAACAACGAAACCAAGCUCUCAGAGUGGCCGUACGGGCUGGAAAGCGCAUUCCUGGAGAUGCUGAUGCAGAGCGAGCACCGCACGCUGGACCCCGAAGAAGCGGACUUCUUCUACGUGCCUGUCUUCACCAGCUGCUUCAUCUACCCCGUGCGGUCGGGAGCGUCCAGCCUGCAAGACUGGUUCUAUGCCCCCGUCCAGAACAGGGUGCAGGGCGCAGCCAACAUGCUCCUGGAGGCCUUCCACUGGAUACAGUCGCACCACCCAUGGUGGGAGCGGCGUGGCGGGCGGGACCACAUCUGGCUGGUCACACAUGAUGAGGGCAGCUGCUGGGUACCGGCCGCCAUCCGCCCCAGCAUCAUCCUGAGCCACUGGGGACGCAUGGACCUGAACCACUCCAGCACCACAGGCUACUGGGAAGAUGACUACAGGCAAGCCAACGCACGCAAGCUGCAGCAUGCUGAGCAGCAGCAGCACUUGUUCGAGCCAGACGGCUUCCAGCAGAAGAUUGCGGGGCACGCCUGUUACGACCCGGUCAAAGAUUUGGUGGUCCCGCUCAUCAAGACGCCCAACCGCAACAAGCACUCGCCCCUGUUUGGCGCGCCCACACGCAACCGCACCUGGCUGGCGUUCCACAGGGGCCGGGUGAACCACGAGUUCCCAAGGUACUCGCGGGGCGUGCGGCAGCGCGUGGACAACGCCUCCCGGGAGCACCAGUGGCUGGAGAACUACGGAAGCAAGUUUGGGGAUGAGUCGCUCCAGGGCGACUACUCCGAGCUGCUGGCCUCCUCCAUCUUCUGCCUGGUGCUGCAAGGCGACGGCUGGAGCGCGCGCAUGGAUGAUGCCAUGUCGCACGGCUGCAUCCCUGUGGUCAUCAUCGACGAUGUGCAUGUUUCGUUUGAGUCUGUGCUGGACCUCAGCCAGUUCAGCCUGCGCGUCAAGUCUGCAGACGUCGAGCGGCUGCCCGAGAUACUGCAGGCGGUGAGCCAGGAGCGGCGGGAGGAGCUGCAGCGCAACCUGGCGCGCGUGUGGCAGCGCUACUCCUACUCCAGCUGGCGCCCCUACGCCAAGCGCAUCCGGCAGCUGCAGCAGGAGCGGGGCAGCGAGGCACGGCAAGAGCAGCCGCUGUCGCUGCCGGAGACGGUGCCCGACCUGGAUCCCUUGCUCGAUGACGGCUUCUACACCAUCAUGGGCUGGCUGUACAGCAGAAUAGAUGCCACGUAG